Molecule: messenger RNA, 675 nt
Organism: Empidonax traillii (willow flycatcher)
Lineage: Eukaryota; Metazoa; Chordata; Aves; Passeriformes; Tyrannidae
Product: ankyrin repeat domain-containing protein 16-like
Exons: 2
Molecular function (GO): protein binding
Source: RefSeq, a predicted model, not a curated record
UGAGAUGUGCCCUGUCAGCUGGGAGAGUGAACUCUGGAGCUUUUCACUGCUUGGAGCUGCCGGCUGGGCUCGAGCGCUGUUGGAAACGCGUGUCCCCGACCUGCCGCUUCGCCGUGGUCUCUCUGCAGGGCUGUUUUGCAGCUGCUCAGCCCUCACCUGUUCUCUUCUGCCCUGUGGCUCAUCAGAGCAGGAUUGCAGCAGCAGCAGCAAAGAGCAGCAAGCAGGAGGAGCAGAGUCUGGGCAGGGUCCCCAGGGUGCUGGGUGGAGACACAGCUUUGGCUUUUCCUUUGUCUGUCCAGGUUAAGAGCGUCUGUUUAAUUUUUAGGACACCUCUGCAUCUCGCUGCGGCAAAUGGCCAUGCAGAUGUCGUUCGAUAUCUGAUGAGAAAGAACAGCCAACCCAACCUCGCUGACAGCUUCAAGAGAACGGCACUGAUGAAGGCAGUGCAGCAGGAGCAGGAAGAAUGUGUUGCUGUUCUGCUGGAACACGGUGCCGACCCAAAUCUGGCGGAUGCUGACGGCAACACUGCCCUUCACCUGGCUGUGCUGUCUAAAAAUACAGCUGUGGCAGGGCUGUUACUGCAGCAUAAUGCCAAGAGUGAUGCUCAGAACCAGGUAACCUUGGCAUGUGGGUAAAGCUGCUCUUUCAAACAGGUGCAGAGCUUGUCUGUGUUUU